AUGAACCUUCGUGUCAUGGGUCCUUUCCAAAUUCUAAAAAGAGUCGGGUCUGUUGCUUACCAAUUGGCUCUUCCGCCACAAUUGUCUAAUCUUCACGGCGUAUUUCAUGUUUCUCAACUGCGAACAUAUGUGUCGAAUAAUUCACAUGUAAUAGCUCUUGAAUCAGUUCAAUUGAAAGAUAAUUUAAUCUUUAAGCCUAAACCUAUUCGAAUUAUUGACAAGAGUACCAAGACUCUAAGGAAUAAGGUGAUCCCGUUAGUAAAGGUGGUAUGGGAAGGGUUAACCUCAAAAGAAGCUACCUGGGAACUUGAGGAAGAAGUCCUACGUCAAUAUCCAAAACUUGUGGAUGUCGGUACAUAA
Cicer arietinum (chickpea) is the source of this 360-nucleotide messenger RNA. RefSeq lists its product as uncharacterized. The record is from RefSeq and is a predicted model, not a curated record. Lineage: Eukaryota; Viridiplantae; Streptophyta; Magnoliopsida; Fabales; Fabaceae.